AUGAGGCGCGGGAUUCGGCGGGCUCCUUCCCGGAAGCGGAAGCUUGGGGGGCGGGCCAAGGGGGGCCGGGAGUCCGCGGCGGUUAAUUCCUUUUAUCGGGCGGGUUUACUUCCCUCCGUGUGGGCUUCUCUGAGGCUGCGAGAGAUGGUCAGGUCCGGAUCUCGAGCUGGCCAGGUGUUAUCUUCAGGAAAACACACCGGACCUGCUAAAUUAACAAAUGGAAAGAAAGGGACCCAUUUAAGAAAGAUAUCACGUUUUAAUGCAGAUUCUGGCUAUGCUAUCCAUUCUGAUUCAGAAAGUCAGACUGAAACUGUACAAGGGCUUGAUGGUUGUGCUUCUUUGCUGCAGGACAUUUUGAGAAAUGAAGAUUCAGGUUCAGAAAUAGCAUAUUCCGAAAAUAGAUAUAAUCCCAGAUUCUUAGAAGGCAAAAGAUUUGGAGCUAAAAAGAAAGGACAUGAAAAACAUGUUCCUUCAGGAGUCCGGAAGGAAAUUUUAUCUUCAGAUAAUAAGAAACAUAUACCUAAUGAAGCUUCUGCUGGAAGUGAGAGAGACUCAUCAGAUAUACCACAAAAUUGGUCAUUGCAAGAUCACUAUAGAAUGUAUUCACCCAUAAUAUACCAAGCCCUCUGUGAGCAUGUGCAGACUCAAAUGUCACUGAUGAAUAACUUGGCUUCAAAGAACAACCCUAAUGGAAUUCCUACUGUACCUUGCCAGACCAUGUCUGAUUCUGAAUCUCAGGCAACUCUACAUUCUAGUUAUGGCUUAUCUACCUCCACCCCAGUCCAGUUACCACAGCAUCCAUCCUGCCCUCCAAUGGUUCAUUCUGAGGUUCAGACUGAUGGUGACAACCAGUUUGCAUCACAAAGUAAAACAGUUUCUGUGAACUGUACUGAUGUUCUACAGAAUUCCUUCAGUACUGGUCUUGGCGUUCCAUGUAGCCUGCCUAAAACAGACAAACCAACUGUUCCACCAUUUCAGCAGCUGGGUCUUAUUAAUGGAAUUCUGCCACAGCAAGGAGUUCCUAAGGAACCAGACCUACUAAAGUGUUUUCAAACAUACAUGAAUCUCUUGCAUUCUCAUCCGGACAGUCAGAUUCGCCAAAGCCCCACUCUGUUGCCACCAGCUUUCCUGUCCAGUAAUGAAGACAAAUGUGCCAAAGAACAAAUUGGAGAAGUCACAAGUGAAGGAAAGGAUUUAAACAUACACAUGCGAGAUUCAAGAAUAAAGGAUGUGCAGAAGGCAAAAAAUGUGAACCAGAGUGCCGAAAAAGCCAGAACUAUAAAGUAUUUAUUGGGAGAGCUCAAGGCCCUGCUAGCAGAGCAAGAGGAUUCGGAAAUUCAGAGGUUGAUUACAGAAUUGGAGGCGUGUAUAUCUCUGCUUCCAGCAAUAAGUGGAAACACAAAUAUUCAAGUUGAAAUAGCACUGGCCAUGCAACCACUAAGAAGUGAAAAUGCUCAGUUACGCAGGCAACUGAGAAUUUUGAACCGGCAACUUAGAGAACAAGAAAAAACUCAAAAGGCAUCUGGUGCUCUGGAAUGCAACCUUGAAUUGUUUUCCCUUCAGUCAUUGAACAAGUCCCUGCAAAACCAAUUACAAGAGUCACUGAAGAGCCAGGAAUUACUGCAGAGUAAAAAUGAAGAACUUUUAAAAGUGAUUGAAAAUCAGAAAGAUGAAAACAAAAAAUUUGCUGGUAUAUUUAAAGAGAAAGAUCAAACUUUACUUGAAAAUAAACAACAAUUUGACAUUGAGACAACAAGAAUAAAAAUUGAAUUGGAGGAAGCCUUGGUCAAUGUGAAAAGCUCCCGGUUUAAGUUAGAAGCUGCUGAAAAGGAAAAUCAAAUAUUGGGAAUAACAUUACGUCAGCGUGAUGCUGAGGUGACUCGCCUGAGAGAAUUAACCAGAACUUUACAGAGCAGUAUGGCAAGGCUUCUCUCAGAUCUUAGUAUGGACAGUGCUCGCUGCAAGUCUGGGAAUAAUCUUACCAAAUCAAUUCUGAACGUUUAUGAAAAACAGCCUCAACAUGACCCAAUCCCUGCUCAUACUUCCAUAAUGAGCUACCUAAAUAAGUUAGAAACAGAUCACACUUUUACACAUUCUGAGACACUUUCUGCAGUUAACAAUGAGGAGAGCAUGGAGCCAGAUAGACCUUAUGAAAAUGUCCUGCCCUCCAGAGGCCCUCAACAUAGUCACACAAGGAGCAUGGAGGAAGCAUCAGGCCCUGGGAUGAUUUCUACGCUUUCAAAACAGGAUUCUGUCGAGGAGAGUGAAAUUACAACUCUAAUAGACAAAGAGUGUAAUUUGGAUAAUACAAUUUACAUUCCUUUUGCUAGAAGCACUUCUAAAAAGAAGUCACCACUAUCUAAGAGACUGUCCCCCCAGCCAGUCGGCAACAGUGGACUUGUCUCUGAAAAGGCAAAUAAAUUGUGUGCACCUGUAGUUUGUUCCUCUUCCAAAAAGGAAGCCGAAGAUGCACCUGAGAAACUUCCCAGAAUAGCUGAUAGGGAAGACAAGCAGCUCCUCAAGAAGAUAAAGGAAGCCAUUUGCAAGAUCCCUGCUGCCCCUGAGGAGCCGCCGGAGCUGGCUGCGGGUCCUGGCCCCGCCACCUAUCAGAGCAGCGGCAUUCGAGGGAGGAGUAGUGCGGUCUCCGACGGUAGCUUUUUAAAUUCUGACUUGACGUCGGACUGGAGCAUCUCUUCCUUUUCAACCUUCACUUCUCGUGAUGAACAAGACUUCCGGAACGGCCUUGCAGCACUGGACGCUAAUAUUGCCAGACUCCAGAAGUCCUUAAGGAUGGGUCUUCUGGAGAAAUGAACUCAGAAGAAUAAGGGACUGAGUGCUUCUUUUAAGAAUGACCUUGGCUACAUUGAAUGUAUAUUUUAAAUUUCUUUAGAGAAAUGAUGUCUUAUACCAAUUAUGUAUGAUAAGUGUAUGAAUAAUAAAUUUA
Messenger RNA from Callorhinus ursinus (northern fur seal), 2944 nucleotides. It is a transcript of the gene CCDC14, whose product is annotated as coiled-coil domain containing 14. Gene Ontology annotation, cellular component: centriolar satellite. NCBI's taxonomy places the organism in Eukaryota, Metazoa, Chordata, Mammalia, Carnivora, Otariidae. Gene Ontology annotation, biological process: protein localization to centrosome. The record is from RefSeq and is a predicted model, not a curated record.